AUAUCCGCCAUUUUGCUGUGGUUUUAGUACGGCAGCGACAGUCAACGAACCGGGACGAGGUCUUUCCUACAUUUUACAACUUUUUAAAAUAUUUUUAAACCCGAAACUGGUAAUAAACACCGUACACUUUGUUGACAUAAUAUAUUUGCUGUUAUAUUGUAGUGUUUAAAUAUGAUAAAUAUCAGCACCACGAUUGCGAAACAACCAGCCGCCUCACAACAAAUAGCUAGCGUUAGCUAACGUUUACUGAACGCUAACGAGAAGGUCGCGAGGAAUUGGUGGUUUAGGUAGGCCUCUGCUUGUAGCAUAAGCUAAAACAACCCUAAACUUCCCUAGCACAAUAUCGCAAGUGGUAGCCAAGCUAACAAAAAGAAACAGCCGAAGCCACGCUAUUGAACUAUCUAAUUUUUUGCCGAUCUCUAUAACGUAACAAUCAUAGAUAUUUUGUUUUUAUCUCUACGAUUAUAGUAGUGUCUUUCCAUCACUGCCGGGAAUUGGUCGUAGUUUGUUCCAGCUAGCUCUGGGCUACUUUUUAAUAUUCAACAGUAAGUAUCUGAUUGUUUUCUUGUCUGUCUUGGUUUUUAAGCUUUGACUACACAUCUUGAACCAACACUGAAGGUGACCUGUGACGUAUGUUAUUUGCCGACUGGUUAGCUGUCUCAGUGGUUUCUGUCCGUAAUUUAACUUAAGAUCUCACACUUCUGUGGCUCCAGGAAAAGUGUUUCUUUUACUUGCAAUGCAAGUUAGAAACUUUCUGAAUCCUUAUUGUUAUUCUGUUAAUGUGUCUUCAGUGUAAGUGUUCUGUUGCUUCUGUAGACCAUAUUUUCCCGUUCCUUAAAAUGGAAGCCAGUGUUGUUCUUAAGGCUGAUCAUCAGUGUCAAAGGAGGGCCUCCAUGUCUUGGGGAAGUAAACAACCCAGGCCUGGACUCCUUAAAAUUGCACAAUUAAUUCUUCUUUAUUCUGGAUUAGAUACUUGAAAUAUGUAAACAUGGGUAGAUAAUGUAGUGCAGUAACAGUGAGUCUGUCCACUGACAUGGACUCCUGUUAUAACGAAAUUCCACUUUGCUUUGGAGUCUUUAUUGAGGGCAUAUCUGUCUCAAUGUACCCUGUGUGGAAAUGUCCAUCUGUCUCCUCUGUAUUUGUGCACAACUGUCUCUCUGUUAAUAACACCCUUUUCAGUUCCCUGGGGAGUGUUUUUGAUUGAUUUUGUAGGUUUUAAACCAUCCUCUUGGCCCUUUGUGGGAAUCCCUGGAUAAGGAUAGCUUGCCCCCCCCUCAUGAGCAUACAUUGCCAGAAGAUUUUUUUUUCCCCGCUUCAGCAUUGGCUGAAAAUCUCAACAGGCUUGAAAAUCCUGGCAAAUUUUUUUCUACUGCCACCACCCAAAUCUCACCAAGUGUGCAAAAUGUCCAAGUCCAAGAAGAAGCUGAGGAUUUUUUUCACCUACCAUCCAUCCCUUUUUUUUGCCACAUCAAUCAAAGCAAUUUUGGAUCUAUUUUUCUUUCCUGGCUGUUCAUGUUCCCCUAUUUCUUUCAUUCAUUUAUUAAUAAAAAAUAAUAAAAAAAUCCCCAAAGGACUCUAUUGAAUCCACCACCAGUAAUGUUUAGCAGUCUGGCGGAGAUAAAGAUGUCUCAGAAAAGAGAUGUCAUAGGAAGACGAGUGUCUCUGGGCGACCCACCCCCCUUUACCUCUUAACUCAUGGAUCAAGUGUUCCUUCAGGACUCCAUACCACCCCGGAGACACCCUACCAGCAGUGCACUCAAGAGGGAGACAACUUCUCAGCCCCCUCAGAGAACCAGCUGCUGGGUUUGAAGGUCGUAACCUCACCACCUCUGCCACUCCAGAGGCAUACCAGCAUUACUAUGACCAACAAUGGAGAUGACUGCUACUUCUUUUACUAUUCCACCUGCACUAAAGGAGACAGCUGCCCAUUCAGACACUGUGAAGCAGCUAUGGGCAGUGAGACUGUCUGCAACCUCUGGCAGGAGGGACGCUGCUUCCGUGCUAUCUGCAAGUUUCGCCACAUGGAGAUCACAAAAAAACGAAAGGAGAUACCUUGUUAUUGGGAGAACCAGCUGGCCGGCUGCCAGAAGCCACACUGUGCCUUCUUCCAUGAAAGGCCCCGCUGCAUUGACGGCGUCUUUGUCCCACCUGAUAAAAGUCAAAGCAAGAAUGAAGAACAGCCACAUGAGGAACCAGCCCCCCCGCCACCUGCCCCUCUCCCCACUGCAGCCAAUCCUCAGCUCAGGAGCGUCAUCAAGACAGAAACUCAGGAGCCAGUACCCAGCCCCACCCACCCACCUGUGGUGAUCAAUCCAGCAGAUGAUGAUGAGGAUGAAGAUGAUCAGUUCUCAGAGGAGGGAGAUGUUGGCCCAUCUCCGAGAAAACCCAAAUCAGAUGACUCACUGAACUUUGGAGUAAGCACCCUGGAGGAGAUCCGGCUGAGGAAGGCGCUAAAGGCCAGCAUGAAGAGAGCUGGUUACCCCAUCCACAGUCCUGAUACCUCGACCAAUGGAGAGAAAGAAAACAUCCAGUCAUUAUUUCGACCACCCCUCUACGAAGCGAGAGAUGGUCCACUAGUGUUUGAAGAAACUGCAAGACCAAGAGGCAGUUUGGCUGAAAGACUUGGAAGGAAGAUACCCGCCACUGAUGUGAUAAGUGGAGAAGGUUUUCCACUGAGGAGGGGUCUGGCUGGGCGUCUGGGCAGAGUUGUGGGUGAGGACGAUCCAUUAAUGCCCCCUCAGAAAGCCUUGAAGCCUAUUAAAGAUAGACUUGGAUUGCCUAGGUCUUUUACACCCACUCCAUCAGCUGAGACCAACAUGGAGUCAAAGAAAGCUCCGGAGCAGAUACGCAUCAAAACUCUGGAGGAGAUCAGACAGGAGAAGGCAGCAAAGUCUCAGCAUCAGAGCCAGAAAGAUGUUCCCACAGUCGUAGCUCCUGAAACAAACAACAAAACCCAAAUCACAAAGGCUGUCAAGCGAGCCAUCACCAUCAAAGAGGUCUCCAUUGAUCACGUUAAGACGUUCUCAGAGAUCCUUCAUGCCAAGAAAAAAAGGCAGGAGGAGCAGGAACAAAAGCCCAGUGCUAAGAAGGCCAAGCACACUGUGGAGAAAGCUCCGGGCAAGGGAGAGUCUGACACAGCAGGUCCAGAUCCUGAGGCUUCAAACAUAGGGGAGGUUAAAGUAAAGACUCUGGAGGAGAUUCGCAGAGAGAAGGCAGCAAAGAUUCAGGCCCAGCAGGCCCUGAAGGCUGAAAACAAGAAGAGUUCUGAUAAUGAGGAGAACAGUGUUAAGAAGCCUCGCUUACUGCGCAUCAAGAAACCUGCUUCCCAAAGCAACGUCACAGACGGAGGUAAGCCACAGAGGAGCACAGAGACGGAGAAGCCACUGAAAACUACUGAGACCAGUGCUGCCACCAGUAAUAAUGUCAAGGUCAAGACCUUUGAGGAGAUCAUGCGGGAGAAACGCCUUCGCAAACAGGAAAUGGAGGAGCAGGCCAUGGGCUCAGCUGAAGAAGAGCCUUCUGAGAAACAGACCAGCGGAGGAGCCCUGAAGAGGAAGGCUCCUGCUAAAAUCAGUCUUACAUGCCUGGGCUCGUCAUCGCCUUCCUCCACCACUCUGGCCCCUGACUCUACGCCUUCCACCCAAAAGCUUUCUGUUGGAAAACUGAUCCCCCUCAAAACUAAGGCUGCUUCACCUCUGAACAACACUACUUCUGGUACAAGAGGUGCUGCUGUUAGAGCUGUGACCUCAGUCCCUGUGAAGCUGUGCUCCUCUUCUCUGGAUGUUGAGCCAGAGUCUGACUCACAGAGCCCCAGCAGCUCCAGGGAGGUCCCAGACAAAAACACAAGGAAUUCCAUUGCACUGUCACCAGACAAGCAGGCCAGAGCAGCUCCUCAGGUUCCCGGUGCAGAGGCCCUUACUUCUGAUAAAACACUGAACAAUAAUCAGAAGAAAUCCCCAGAACCCACUGCAGACACCAAAGUGAGGCCCAAGCUGAAUGUGAAGCCUUCUGUCGUAAAGGUGAAACCAGGCCAGAAGAGGAAGGGAGCAGAACGAUCUGCCGUUGCUGCUGUUAAACCUCUGAACACUACUUCCACAGCACUGAAAGAGCCACUGCAGGAGACAACACACACAGACAGACAGGAGUUUCCGUCAUCCAGUGCUGAGGCUCAGCUGAGCUCUGCUGUUCCCCGUAGUCCCAGCACCCUGCUGGACUCAGGCUCUAGCUCCAGCCCACUGAGAGAGGAGCUGCAGACUGUCCCUGUCUUCAAACAGAGUCUGAGCCAAGAAGCCAAGCAGACUGUCAGCGUUGCUGCAGCCAGAGAGGCCUGUACAGUCCCCCAAAGCUCAGUCCUGAAGUCUCCCACCCAGCCCAAGUCACGGAGACUGAGCGUAGCUGCGUCCCGCUCUACCUCCACCUCCGCUGUGGAUGAAUUUGAGGAGCUGAUCAGCGAGUUCACCGAUGACCAUCUGGAGGGAGACGUUGACCCUGGCAUUGGAGAGGAUGACCUGCUGCAGGAACUGUCAGAGAUGAUUGACAGCUAAGGGCUCCAUCAAGCACAAUCAACUCCCCGCCCCAAUGUCUCAUCCACAGCCUUGUCUUGUUUACAAGAAGUGAAGACCAUCACCCACUAACUAUCAUGGAGCGUUUAAAAAAAGACAUUUUAAAAUCAUUUCUUAAACUUUAGGUUCACAUUUGUUUUUCUUCUCUCCUUUUUCAUUUCCUUGCCCAUAUGAUCAUCUGCUCAGCCCAAGGGUUAUUUUGCAGGGCUCUGAUUUUUUUCCACCUCUGUUCAUGAUCUUAGUCAAACUUUUCAUGUUCUGAAAAGACAAAAUGAAAAAAAGCUUUGGUGCUGGGAGAUAUUGUUAAGAAACCCAUCAGUUUGUCAGGAAGACAUUAAAACUUGGGAAUGAUGAAUGUGUUAUUUUAGAGAGAAGUCAUAUCUGUAUACUGUGUAUGCAAAGGGAAGAGCAAGCUGAGUAGAUGAAUAAUGAAUACUGCUGCACUUGUAGUAGCCUGCCCCCCAACUACUUGUUCAAGUUCAAUGUUUUUGUUUUUAUAUGAGUGGAUAAUACUGGUGUUGCCCAGCUUGUUCCCAGAUUAUCACAUUUAAAUGUGUCAAUUUUAAUUUAAUGAUCGACAAAGCUCAGGUUAGAGCGUAAGAGGAAGCUAGAAACUUCAUCAGUCAUGUUACUGUUGGGAUGGUUUUACCCAUCAGGUGUAUGUGGUUUGUAGAUUUUCCACUCAGAUGUUAUGGAGUGCACCCUCUGCCAGUGGCUGUUCUUUAGUGUUUUUAUAAUGUCUGACUGAACUGUUCAUGUUAAAUUUUUUCUAAACUUUUUUUUUUUUUAAUCAGUGGAUAUCUUUUGAAACAACUAGUCUGAGAUGAACAUCUAAGUGCUCUCUGGGCUUUGUUAGCGAACACCUCAGGGACUGUUUGUAUGUUCUGAAAAACUAUAUUUUAAUUCAACAACGACGUCUUUAGUUGUCUUCUUCUCUUUUGUGUUACUAUUGGUUUAUCAGUGUAAUCUGAGCAAAGAUCAACCUGUUUUGGUCUUAAUAUGUGUUUGCUCUGUCCUGACCCUUUCCCACAUGCUUAAUCUGCAAAGUGACUUGUAAAUAUUACUGUAUAAAUAAAAGGUGCUUUUAAUGACCA
This is a messenger RNA of Epinephelus lanceolatus (giant grouper), 5656 nucleotides long. It is a transcript of the gene zc3h11a, whose product is annotated as zinc finger CCCH-type containing 11A. Gene Ontology annotation, molecular function: metal ion binding. Gene Ontology annotation, biological process: poly(A)+ mRNA export from nucleus. The record is from RefSeq and is a predicted model, not a curated record. NCBI's taxonomy places the organism in Eukaryota, Metazoa, Chordata, Actinopteri, Perciformes, Serranidae.